AUGGCGGUCCGCAUUCGUUGCUCAGAGUGGGAGAGUGACGAGCAACUGAAGAGCGACCUUGAGCGCUAUGUGUUAGCAAACUAUUCCAGGCAGGAGAUACUGGAUUUUGCUAGUCGGGACUUCCCUGAGUAUGCCUGGAGUCUGCCUACACUUAGCAGAAGAUUACAUUUUUUCGGAAUCAAAUACGUUCAGUACGAAACCAACGUUGAAGAUGUGAAGAAAGCAAUCGAAGAGGAAAUGGAGGGUCCAGGGUAGUAUCUAGGGUAUCGAGCAAUGCAGAGAAAAAUACGAGAGCAACAUAAAUUGGCUGUCCCUUGCAAUCUGGUCCAUGAUGUUAUGGGUAUGGUGGACCCCGAAGGACUGACUAGGCGAGGGAAUGUUGGUCAAAAAAAACGACAAAGAGGAGCUACUGGAACGUUCACAUCAUUGGUAAGUUCUCCCACCUUUUUGUGGCAGGUGCCCAAAUAUGUAAAAUUCAUUGAAGCAUUUUCCCUGAUCCCUUAGAGUAAGCCGUUGCAAAGUAGAGUAAAUAUAUGGGAUCAAAUGGCAUGUUAUGGCAACCUACCUCGAACCAUCCAACUUGUCUGCCUGUGCUUUUAUCAUGAAUUUCAAACUAGUGCAACAUGUUUUUAGACAUCUGCAAAAGACAUUUUAAAGGCAACGCAAGUAACUGGGGUAUCUGUGUGCUAAAAGCUCUCAUUAUCUUGCUUGUCCUUUUAAAGAUUGCCAAACAAAAUCCAUAUCAGGACAUUCUGGUUAUAAUAUAUGUUGAUCUCAACUUGCUUAUGCAUGCCUGCCUAUAGGUACAAAUACUUGACUGAUGGUCCAGGUCUUUUUGAUUAUCCAAAACAUGGUGGAUUUGGACACAAGCAAACCUGCUUCCCUUCCCCGUUUCUUUUCGUCUUUCAGUUUGGUGAGUUCCCAUAAAUUUUCUGAACUUCCCCAAUCCGAUCAGCCAAGGAUCCCCCUUCUGUAAUAGGCUUAUGAUCAUAGUGUCAUGUCAUAGUAGUUAUUUUAUUAUGUUGUCUUGUAUACAGGGACCUAAUCACACUCAUUCUGGGGAUGGCCAUGACAAGCUAAUGGGUUUCAUGAAUAGCACUUUUCCUUUAGCUGUUUACGGCUUGCAAGAUGCCUUUAGUGGAUACAUUUUGUAUCUGAAAUUAUGGACCACAAACUCUGACCCUAAGCUUAUUGGUCGUUGGUACAUGGAUCAUCCGUACAAAACAAAAGGUAACAUUGGUCCUGUAUGCAAAAUAUAUACAAUGGCAAUUGCAGACUGAUCAUGAUAUAGUCAAAGCUGAACCAUAGUUAACUACGGUUAAGCUCUACAUCCCGGGGAGGGGUACUCCCAUAUAUAAAGCUUAUAGGUAUGUGCUGCUGUGAAGGGUAGGGUUUUUGAGCAGUUUAGUCUAGGAUAGGGUAUUAAAAAUCAGAGCAUUUUGGUCUGGAAUAGGGUAUCAUUUACCGUAUAAGCAACUUCCUGUGACAGAAAUAAAGUUCCUGGAGACUAGCGAGUCUGGAAUAGGGUGGUAAUUUUACGCAUCUAGUCUAGAAGAGAGUCGCAAAACUCAAACAUGAUCUAGUAUAGGGUAAGGGUCUUAGAGUCCCAGCGACACACCCCUACCUUUGGGCUGAAAUUUUCUAUUUAUGGACCUCACCCAGAGGCUCGGUCCAUAAAGCAAAAAUUUCAUCCCUCAGUCUGGAAUUUUACAGUAAAGCCCUCAAACGCGGUUAUUAAGCAGUUAUUAAUUUUGAGUAAUGCACCGCCCCUGGGAUAAGGUAUUUUUCCUUGACAAAGUUAAUGUAACCAGCCAUUGACGUGAAUAAAAGGAUAAAAAUUUAUACAUUUCCACCAACCAAGUUGUGUGAAUUAGUUUGUAAACCAAAAGUAAGGUGAAGUCCACUAUUGGCUUGCUUUUAGACUUGUAAUGACCUCAGUGGUAAUAAACUUAUCCUUUUUAUGAUUAUUUACAUGAAGUUUCACUUGAUUUUCACGUCAUGUAAUUUUCGCAACACUUAUUUUUUUGCAUCUUUUUUAUUUUGCGAAAAAUCGUGAAAUUUUCAAAAUUAACAUGUUGCAGAAGCUUCAUGUAAUAAGGUAACUGAAAACAUGUGCAGUUAAUUUCCAAGUGAUUAUAAUUUUGAUGUUAUCCUGAUUUCACCUCUCUUUAUUAAUUGACCUGACACAUAGCCUGUGACUUGUAGUUAACACCUGCCACAUUUAAAUAUCAUGGAUCUGCAUUCUUACUAUGCUGUCUUUGCAUUUAAACAGGCACCUAUUGGCAUUCAUUUUCAUUCCUGUCAUCCAGAAAGAAAUGGAUAUCUUUAGGGAAACUGUGUGGAAUUCACAUAGAGUAAGGAGCCAAGAGGAUGCUCAGAUGCCUAAAGGGAUACCAUAUCACCUGUACUCGUUCCCUGAGCAAUACAAUGCAAAUGAGUGUGGUAAGGGUAUUUUACUGAAUAUUUGUAUGUUUUAG
This is a messenger RNA of Pocillopora meandrina, 2477 nucleotides long. NCBI's taxonomy places the organism in Eukaryota, Metazoa, Cnidaria, Anthozoa, Scleractinia, Pocilloporidae. The record is from the annotation of a GenBank genome assembly.